CUAGAUCUGGGGAGGGUGGAGGCAGAAGUCCUGUCUAUAAAAAUCUGCCCUGCCACAUUCUUUUCCCAUUAGGGUUUUGGUCGGAGCGAUGGAUCCAGCUGGGUUUGGCCAAGACAGGACCAGGCGAGGAUGGAUCAUGGGGAAUCUCUGCUCCCUCCUGGCCGCGGCACUGCUGGCGAUGAGCCUGGUGCAGGGUGAGUGUGGGAUGGAGUGGAGAUGGGAGACGGGGCCCUACCUCCUAUGGGGAGGGGAGAGAGAUACUGGCUUGGGGAGAAGGGAACUGAGCUAGUGAAUAACAGGAGGAUCCAACACCUUCACGCUUCAUAGACACCUCUUCCCAUCUAGCCCAUAUGUCUGCAUUCACUCCUGAGCCACCCCAUUCAGAUCAGCGGGGAUUGUUAACUCUGGAACCUACAGAUGGUGCUCCAGCAAGUCAGAAUCAGGCAGUCUCUGGCAAGCUGUUGGUCUCAGGGCGCAUCUUCAGUGGUCAAGAUGCCAAGGCCGGGGCCUGGCCCUGGCAGGUCAGCGUGCAGAUAAAUGGCUUCCACAUCUGCGGCGGUUCGCUCAUCUCCGAGAGCUGGGUGGUGUCAGCAGCUCAUUGCUUCGCUCAGUUUGGAGCCAAUGCAUUGUAUCGGGUACAGCUGGGUGAAAACCAGAUUUUUGGUCAGAGCCGCCUCCAUUCGUUCGCACUGGUGAAGCGGAUCAUCCUCCAUCCCAGUUAUAACAGUGUCACUCACCAGGCCGACAUUGCCCUGGUGGAGCUGAGGAAUCCGGUUGCAUUCACGGCCACCAUCAGCCCCGUGAGUCUCCUUGACGCCUCCGUCCCUGUGCCUGCUGGGGACACCUGCUGGGUGACUGGCUGGGGGAACACUUCCCCACAAAUGAAUUCUUCCCUAGCGGAGACGCUGCAGGAGCUGGAGGUGCUCACCAUAAACACCAUGGUCUGCAAUGAUCACAUUCGGGAAGCAUUACGAAAGCCUGAGGGCGACAACCCCAUCAAAGAGGACAUGAUGUGUGCCGGGCCCAAAGAAGGCUAUAAAGGCUUUGCUUGGGGUGAUGGCGGAGGACCCCUGGUGUGUAAGAAGGACGGGACCUGGUACCUUGCUGGGAUUGCGAGCUGGUUCGUAUCAAGGACAGUGAAUGGGGUAACCAGUGUUGUCCCCGGUUAUCCUGGGGUCUACAACUGCCUGAAUUCCCACAACGAUUGGAUCAAGGCGAACGUGCCUGAUGUGACUUUCACUUCAGACAAUGCUACUCCAACUGGGACUGGUCCCUCUGCCACCAUUCUCAGGGUCCUUCCCCUCACUGUGUUUCUGUGGCUGAUCCUGUCACCCAUCCCUUCGUCCCAGUUUGUGGGUUUUAUCCAGGUGCUGUACGCCUCCGCGGAGUGUUUGGUCUGGCUCAACAGGACCCUGACGGAACUGAUCAGCUUUGGGCAAGGGUGUUUCUUUUCUGACACGCAUCCUUCUCCACUGGAGAACUGGCAGGAUUUGGAGGACAGGGUGUCUGAGCAGCUGCAGAGGUGGACAGAACUGUUCCGGGGUCUUCCACGAGCCCUGUCUGAGCUGCUGGUCUUCUACCAGGACCUCCUCCAGACCUGGAAGCUGCUAUCAGCAACUAGGACCAUGGCAGCCACCGAGGGGGCGGAUCUCCUCAUAGACCCUCUGCUACACAACUCCCAGCUCGGUGUGCAGGUGGCGGAGUCCCUCUCGGUGCGCCAGAGCUUGGUCCUGGCAGGAGUCACCAGAAUCAGAGGCCUCUUGGACUACAACCUGGGAGCCUGGGGGGAUCCCCUGGUGCUUGCUCAGCGCAUGGUGAUCUCCACCCUUCGUAGUCCCUGGAGUGUUCUUCAGGAGACCUUUCACUUCUAUAAGGAGUUGGACGCCAUCCUUAGCAGUGACCCCACCUCCACCACCAAGAGCCCUGUAGAUCCUUCAGUGCAGCUGGAGGCACUGGACAGCGGACUUAACCCAGAGGAUGAAGUCAUGGACAAAGAGGUUGGGUUUGAGGACAACGUGGAGCACACAGCAGGGUUGUCUGGUGGUGCAGUGAAUCAGGAGCUACUUUCCACUCUGGAGUGGUCUAGCCAGUCCCAGCAGUCCAACUCUGGUGUGCAUGAUGUAGAAGAAGAGGGCUCAGAUUUUCUUGUAUUCAGCCCUGUAGUCAAUUCAGCGUAUUUGGUGCAGCUGGGUGAAAAACGGAUUUUCAAUCAGACCUACACCCAGAUGUUCUCAUCGGUGAAGCGGAUCAUCCUCCAUCCCAAUUACGACAGUAAAACUUCUUUUGCCGACAUCGCCCUGCUGGAGCUGGAGAAUCCAAUUGCAUUCACGGCUUCCAUCAGCCCCGUGUGUCUCCUUGAUGCUUCCAUCCGUGUGCCUGAUGGGAAGCCGUGCUGGGUGACGGGCUGGGGGAACAUUUCCCCACAAAUGAAUUCUUCCCUAGCAGAGAUGCUGCAGGAGCUGGAGGUGCUCACCGUAGACACCACGAUCUGCAACGAUCUCUUCCGGGAAGCAUUACAAAAUCCUGCGGGUGGCAACCCCAUCAAAGAGGACAUGAUAUGUGCCGGGCACAUGGAAGACUAUAAAGGGACGGCCCCGGGUGACUCCGGGGGACCCCUGGUGUGUGAACAGAAUGGGACCUGGUACCUUGCUGGGAUUGUGAGCUGGACACUGAUAGGAAAGGUGAACGAGGUACUCAGUAUUCUCCCUGGUUACCCUGGGGUCUACAACCGCCCGAAUGCCCACAAUGACUGGAUCCAAGAGAAUGUGCCUGGUGUGACUUUCAAAGUGGUGAACUUCCCUUCAGACAGUGCCCGUCCCUCUUCCAUCAUCUCCAGGGUCCUUCUCCUCACUGUGCUUCUGCAGCUAACCCUCUGACCACCCCACCAGACUGGGUCCUCAUCUCACACCUACCUUUCCUCACUCUUGGUGCAGAUAGACUGUGUCACACGACACUAGACACCCGGUAUUCACACCCUACACAGUAU
Messenger RNA from Chelonoidis abingdonii (Abingdon island giant tortoise), 2986 nucleotides. RefSeq names its product serine protease 27-like. The record is from RefSeq and is a predicted model, not a curated record. Gene Ontology annotation, molecular function: serine-type endopeptidase activity. Lineage: Eukaryota; Metazoa; Chordata; Testudines; Testudinidae. Gene Ontology annotation, biological process: proteolysis.